GCUAUUGCAUUUUGCCACAACUCACUUGGAUAAACAUUCUACAAGUCCUUAAAUCCUCUUCCUUGUUCAUUCAAUUCCCUUCACUUGAUCUUUUACCAAAAGCCAUCAUGGGUGUUUUGACUUUUGAGAAGGAGAUUACAACUUCAAUCCCACAAGCCAAAAUGUUUAAGGUUUUCAUCCUUGAAUCUGACACUCUUAUCCCCAAAAUUAUGCCUCAGGUUAGUAUAGAGUUCCUUGAAGGAAAUGGCGGACCUGGAACCAUCAAGAAAACUUCAUUUGCUGAAGGUGGUGAAAUUAAAUAUAUUAAGACCAAAAUUGAAGCAACAGAUAAAGAUAAUUUUAUACACUGCUACAAUGUUAUUGGAGGUGAGCCAUGGAUGGAUGAACUAGAGAAAACUUCUUAUGAAAUUAAGAUAGUGGCUUCUCCUGAUGGAGGAUCCAUUGUCAAGAGCAUCAGCAAGUACUAUCCUAAGGAAGGUUGUCAGAUCAAUGAAGAAAGAGUCAAGGCUGGAGCAGAGAAAGCCUUUAGCAUGUUCAAGGCUAUUGAGGCUUAUGUCUUGGCAAAUCCAGAUGCCUGCUAAUUUUAUCUUUCCAACUCUGGAGUGAAGAAUUCGUUUCUAUAUUUUCUUUUCUUUUGUUGUACUUUUCUUUUUUUUUUUGAAUGGAGGGUCAAACCGCUUUUGACCCAACAAUAAAAAUUUGAUAUUAUAUACUUUGUAUUGAAUUAUUAAUUUAUACUCUAUUAAUGGAUCGGUUAUAGAGUAUAAGCCCUAAGUUAUGUGAGAAAUAUAUUGUGAUUUUCUUUAUUUUA
Ricinus communis (castor bean) is the source of this 811-nucleotide messenger RNA. Its product is annotated as major allergen Pru ar 1. The transcript is spliced from 2 exons. The record is from RefSeq and is a predicted model, not a curated record. Lineage: Eukaryota; Viridiplantae; Streptophyta; Magnoliopsida; Malpighiales; Euphorbiaceae. Gene Ontology annotation, biological process: abscisic acid-activated signaling pathway; defense response. Gene Ontology annotation, cellular component: nucleus; cytoplasm. Gene Ontology annotation, molecular function: abscisic acid binding; protein phosphatase inhibitor activity; signaling receptor activity. Bases 108 to 581 code for a protein of 157 amino acids.